GGAGAUCGGCCGCCAUUUGUAAUCUGCGCGUGUGUUGUGUUUUGUAUCGGCGUGGGUGACCGUGCCGGUAAACUGGUCGGCGUUUUGUGUUCAUGUUGAAUGCGGGGGUGGCGAAAAUAGUGUGAUCUGGUGAUAACAUGCUAUUCAUCGCAUUGGGACAGUCCCACGGCGGUAGUUCUGGUUCUUUCAUGGAUCACUGGUGAACCCCUCGCCGAAGGGGAAAUUUCGGCUUGCAGACAUUGGGCGCAUCGCGAGCAAGCACGUCAAAGUGCCCGUACCCGGGAAAAAUUCGACUGCAAAGGACAAAGCGGUCACGAAUCAUAAGAAAACGAAAAGUGCGCCUGCCAUAACCCCUAUCACUCCCCCCGAAACUAUGAACCAUAUAGUGGAGCCGGAAAAUAAAGAACCAGAACAAGAUAGCAUAUACAAUAGUGUCGAAGACAUGGAAACUCAGGAAGCGGACUCUACAGACGCGGCGGCCGAGAAGCCGGCGGAGCGUCCGCCCGCCGAGCCGGAGCCGGACGGCGCGGCGCGGCCCGAGCUGAACGGCACCAGUGAGGUGUGCCUGGUAUCCACCACACAGGAUGCCGACAUGGAGGAGGACGAGGCGCGCUCGGAGGCCACCUUCUCCUUCUCGGUACCCAACUUCAGCAAGCUGAAGGAGUCGGUGUUCUCGCCGGCAUGCUACGUCCGCAAUCUGCCCUGGAAGAUUAUGGUGAUGCCGCGGAAUAACCCCGGCCAGGACAGGAAGCCGCAGCGCAGCCUCGGAUUCUUCCUGCAGUGCAAUGCCGAGUCGGAGUCGGCCUCGUGGAGCUGCCACGCCAGUGCCGAGCUGCGACUGCUCUCAGUCAAAGAGGGAGUCGAGGACUUCAAUAGGAAGAUCACCCACCUGUUCUACAGCAAGGAGAACGACUGGGGCUUCAGCCACUUCAUGACGUGGAACGAGGUGCUGGACGAGGAGCGUGGCUACAUCAAAAACGACACCAUCACCCUGCAGGUGAAGGUGAACGCGGACGCGCCGCACGGUGUCAGCUGGGACUCGAAGAAGCACACGGGCUACGUGGGCCUGAAGAACCAGGGCGCCACGUGCUAUAUGAACUCCCUGCUGCAGACGCUCUUCUUCACAAACACCAUCAGAAAGGCUGUGUACAAAAUGCCCACCGAGAACGACGACUCGUCCAAGUCGGUGGCGCUGGCGCUGCAGCGGGUCUUCUACGAGCUCCAGUUCUCCGACAAACCCGUGGGCACCAAGAAACUCACAAAGUCGUUCGGCUGGGAAACCAUGGACUCGUUCAUGCAGCAUGAUGUCCAGGAGUUUCUGCGUGUGCUUCUGGACAAACUGGAGAGCAAGAUGAAGGGCACCUGCGUGGAGGGCGUCAUCCCCAAACUGUUCGAGGGCAAGACAAUAUCGUACUGUCGGUGUAAGCACGUGGACUAUCAGUCCAGCCUCACCGAGACCUACUACGACAUACAGCUCAACAUCAAAGACAAAAAGAACAUCUACGAGUCGUUCAAGGACUACGUGGAACCACAGACGCUGGACGGCGAGAACAAGUACGCGGCGGGCGAGCACGGUCUCCAGGAGGCCGUGAAGGGCGUCAUAUUCGAGACGCUGCCGCCCGUUCUGCAUCUGCACCUGAUGAGGUUUCAGUACGACCCCAUCACAGACAGCAGCGUCAAGUUCAACGACAGGUUCGAGUUCCCGGACGUGCUGCGUCUGAACGAUUUUCUGCAGACGCCGGAGAGCACGCCGGCCGAGUACGUGCUGCACGCGGUGCUCGUCCACUCGGGAGACAACCACGGCGGCCACUAUGUGGUCUUCAUUAACCCCAGAGGCGACGGAAAGUGGUGUAAGUUCGACGACGACGUGGUGUCGCGGUGCACGCGCCAGGAGGCGAUCGACCACAACUUUGGCGGUCAGGACGAGGAGCUGAACCUGACGGUGCGCCACAGCACCAACGCCUACAUGCUGGUCUACAUCCGCCGCUCGCACCUGGCGGAGGUACUGCAGGAGGUCACCGAACAGGACAUCCCGCUGGAGCUGACUGAGCGACUGCAGGAGGAGAAGCGUCUGGAGGCGAUCCGGCGGCGGGAGAGGAACGAACAGCACCUCUAUAUGCCAGUACAGGUGGUUCUGGAGGACAGUUUCGAGGGUCACCACGGACCGGACCUGUACGACCCCGAGAAGGUCAACUACCGGACGUUCAGAGUGAAAAAGUCGGCCACGCUCCGAGAAAUGAUGGACCUCUUCUCAGAGACACUGAAAGUACCUGUGAAACACCUUCGGCCGUGGCCGAUGACGAUCCGCACCAACCAGACUAACCGACCCACGGUGAUCGACAUGGACGGAGACAUCCUGAAAAAGGUGUCAGACCUGGCCGACUCGAACUCUGCGUGGACGCUGUUCCUGGAGUGUCUGCCGGCCGACCAGCCGCCCACCGCCUCGCUGCCGCCGUUCGACAAAGACUGUGAUGUGCUCAUCUUCUUCAAACUCUACUGUCCGCGCACCAAGCAGAUUCACUACUGCGGCCACCAGUACAUACCCAUCUCCAGCAAAGUCCGCGAGCUGGUUCCCCUCCUCAACGAGCGGGCCGGCUUCCCUCCGGACACCGAGCUGCACCUGUACGAGGAGCUAAAACCGAACAUGGUGGAGCGUCUGGAGGAGCUGGAGACGUCGCUGGACAAGGCGCUGGACGAGCUGAUGGACGGAGACAUCAUCCUCUUCCAGAAGGCCGAGCAUGAGCCGUGCGACGGCGACCUGCCGACUGUCGAGGAUUACUACAAAGAUCUCUUCUACCGGGUGGAGGUGACGUUCUGCGAUAAGACGGUGCCGUCGGACCCGGGUAUUGUGAUCGAGCUCUCCCAGCGGAUGAACUACGAUCAGAUGGCGCGCGCCGUGGCGCUCCGGCUCGGCACCGACCCCUACAUGCUGCAGUUCUUCAAGGCGCAAAACUACCGGGAGGGUCCCGGUAACGCACUGCGCUGCACCUACGAGGGUACGCUCAAGGAUCUCCUGGUCGGCUACAAACCCAGGCAGCCCAAGCGCAUCUACUACCAGCAGCUCUCGAUCCGCAUCAACGAGCUGGAAAACAAACGGCAGGUCAAGUGUAUCUGGGUCGGUCCUCGCCUCAAGGAGGAGAAGGAGCUCGUGCUGUACCCGAACAAGGACGGCACGGUGGCAGACCUUCUCGAGGAGGCGGCCAAACAGGUGCAGCUCGCUGACGGCGGCUCGGGCCAGCUGCGACUCCUGGAGAUCGUCGGACACAAGAUAGUCAGUGUGGUGAAGGAGUUUACACACCUGGAUACCCUGCCGGUCGGCUCGGCCAAGGUGUACCGGGUGGAGGAGACGCCGCGUGACGAACUCAAACUAGAGGAGGACGAGCUGCUCGUGCCGUGCGCCCACUUCCAGAAGGAGAUCUUCUCCACGUUCGGUGUGCCCUUCCUGCUCCGAGUCAAAGACGGAGAGCUGUUUUCGGCAGUCAAAGAGCGGAUACAGAAGAAACUCGAGGUUCCAGACAAAGAGUUUGAAAAGUAUCGGUUCGCACUAGUGUCUCAGGCGACGCACAAGUUUGUGCCAGAGGAGGCCGACUGGCACCUCAGUCUACAGGAUAUUCGGCCCAAGAUUGGCUCAGGAUGGAUGAUCGGAAAGCUGACCGUUAUCAGGAAAUAUAAGAAUAUUGUGUUCGAGUUCCCGGACGUGCUGCGUCUGAACGACUUUCUGCAGACGCCGGAGAGCACGCCGGCCGAGUACGUGCUGCACGCGGUGCUCGUCCACUCGGGAGACAACCACGGCGGCCACUAUGUGGUCUUCAUUAACCCCAGAGGCGACGGAAAGUGGUGUAAGUUCGACGACGACGUGGUGUCGCGGUGCACGCGCCAGGAGGCGAUCGACCACAACUUUGGCGGUCAGGACGAGGAGUUGAACCUGACGGUGCGCCACAGCACCAACGCCUACAUGCUGGUCUACAUCCGCCGCUCGCACCUGGCCGAGGUGCUGCAGGAGGUCACCGAACAGGACAUCCCGCUGGAGCUGACUGAGCGACUGCAGGAGGAGAAGCGUCUGGAGGCCAUCCGGCGGCGGGAGAGGAACGAACAGCACCUCUACAUGCCCGUACAGGUGGUUCUGGAGGACAGUUUCGAGGGUCACCACGGUCCGGACCUGUACGACCCCGAGAAGGUCAACUACCGGACGUUCAGAGUGAAAAAGUCGGCCACCCUCCGAGAAAUGAUGGACCUCUUCUCAGAGACACUGAAAGUACCUGUGAAACACCUUCGGCCGUGGCCGAUGACGAUCCGCACCAACCAGACUAACCGACCCACGGUGAUCGACAUGGACGGAGACAUCCUGAAAAAGGUGUCAGACCUGGCCGACUCGAACUCUGCGUGGACGCUGUUCCUGGAGUGUCUGCCGGCCGACCAGCCGCCCACCGCCUCGCUGCCGCCGUUCGACAAAGACUGUGAUGUGCUCAUCUUCUUCAAACUCUACUGUCCGCGCACCAAGCAGAUUCACUACUGCGGCCACCAGUACAUACCCAUCUCCAGCAAAGUCCGCGAGCUGGUUCCCCUCCUCAACGAGCGGGCCGGCUUCCCUCCGGACACCGAGCUGCACCUGUACGAGGAGCUAAAACCGAACAUGGUGGAGCGUCUGGAGGAGCUGGAGACGUCGCUGGACAAGGCGCUGGACGAGCUGAUGGACGGAGACAUCAUCCUCUUCCAGAAGGCCGAGCAUGAGCCGUGCGACGGCGACCUGCCGACUGUCGAGGAUUACUACAAAGAUCUCUUCUACCGGGUGGAGGUGACGUUCUGCGAUAAGACGGUGCCGUCGGACCCGGGUAUUGUGAUCGAGCUCUCCCAGCGGAUGAACUACGAUCAGAUGGCGCGCGCCGUGGCGCUCCGGCUCGGCACCGACCCCUACAUGCUGCAGUUCUUCAAGGCGCAAAACUACCGGGAGGGUCCCGGUAACGCACUGCGCUGCACCUACGAGGGUACGCUCAAGGAUCUCCUGGUCGGCUACAAACCCAGGCAGCCCAAGCGCAUCUACUACCAGCAGCUCUCGAUCCGCAUCAACGAGCUGGAAAACAAACGGCAGGUCAAGUGUAUCUGGGUCGGUCCUCGCCUCAAGGAGGAGAAGGAGCUCGUGCUGUACCCGAACAAGGACGGCACGGUGGCAGACCUUCUCGAGGAGGCGGCCAAACAGGUGCAGCUCGCUGACGGCGGCUCGGGCCAGCUGCGACUCCUGGAGAUCGUCGGACACAAGAUAGUCAGUGUGGUGAAGGAGUUUACACACCUGGAUACCCUGCCGGUCGGCUCGGCCAAGGUGUACCGGGUGGAGGAGACGCCGCGUGACGAACUCAAACUAGAGGAGGACGAGCUGCUCGUGCCGUGCGCCCACUUCCAGAAGGAGAUCUUCUACGUUCGUUGUGCCCUUCCUGCCUCGAGUCAAGACGGAGAGCUGUUUUCGGCAGUCAAAGAGCGGAUACAGAAGAAACUCGAGGUUCCAGACAAAGAGUUUGAAAAGUAUCGGUUCGCACUAGUGUCUCAGGCGACGCACAAGUUUGUGCCAGAGGAGGCCGACUGGCACCUCAGUCUACAGGAUAUUCGGCCCAAGAUUGGCUCAGGAGUCAGGACCCCCCCCCCCCACACACACACACCCACUCACUUCCUCUUUUUUUCUCUCUUCCUCUCUGGCAGGUUCGAGUUCCCGGACGUGCUGCGUCUGAACGACUUUCUGCAGACGCCGGAGAGCACGCCGGCCGAGUACGUGCUGCACGCGGUGCUCGUCCACUCGGGAGACAACCACGGCGGCCACUAUGUGGUCUUCAUUAACCCCAGAGGCGACGGAAAGUGGUGUAAGUUCGACGACGACGUGGUGUCGCGGUGCACGCGCCAGGAGGCGAUCGACCACAACUUUGGCGGUCAGGACGAGGAGUUGAACCUGACGGUGCGCCACAGCACCAACGCCUACAUGCUGGUCUACAUCCGCCGCUCGCACCUGGCCGAGGUGCUGCAGGAGGUCACCGAACAGGACAUCCCGCUGGAGCUGACUGAGCGACUGCAGGAGGAGAAGCGUCUGGAGGCCAUCCGGCGGCGGGAGAGGAACGAACAGCACCUCUACAUGCCCGUACAGGUGGUUCUGGAGGACAGUUUCGAGGGUCACCACGGUCCGGACCUGUACGACCCCGAGAAGGUCAACUACCGGACGUUCAGAGUGAAAAAGUCGGCCACCCUCCGAGAAAUGAUGGACCUCUUCUCAGAGACACUGAAAGUACCUGUGAAACACCUUCGGCCGUGGCCGAUGACGAUCCGCACCAACCAGACUAACCGACCCACGGUGAUCGACAUGGACGGAGACAUCCUGAAAAAGGUGUCAGACCUGGCCGACUCGAACUCUGCGUGGACGCUGUUCCUGGAGUGUCUGCCGGCCGACCAGCCGCCCACCGCCUCGCUGCCGCCGUUCGACAAAGACUGUGAUGUGCUCAUCUUCUUCAAACUCUACUGUCCGCGCACCAAGCAGAUUCACUACUGCGGCCACCAGUACAUACCCAUCUCCAGCAAAGUCCGCGAGCUGGUUCCCCUCCUCAACGAGCGGGCCGGCUUCCCUCCGGACACCGAGCUGCACCUGUACGAGGAGCUAAAACCGAACAUGGUGGAGCGUCUGGAGGAGCUGGAGACGUCGCUGGACAAGGCGCUGGACGAGCUGAUGGACGGAGACAUCAUCCUCUUCCAGAAGGCCGAGCAUGAGCCGUGCGACGGCGACCUGCCGACUGUCGAGGAUUACUACAAAGAUCUCUUCUACCGGGUGGAGGUGACGUUCUGCGAUAAGACGGUGCCGUCGGACCCGGGUAUUGUGAUCGAGCUCUCCCAGCGGAUGAACUACGAUCAGAUGGCGCGCGCCGUGGCGCUCCGGCUCGGCACCGACCCCUACAUGCUGCAGUUCUUCAAGGCGCAAAACUACCGGGAGGGUCCCGGUAACGCACUGCGCUGCACCUACGAGGGUACGCUCAAGGAUCUCCUGGUCGGCUACAAACCCAGGCAGCCCAAGCGCAUCUACUACCAGCAGCUCUCGAUCCGCAUCAACGAGCUGGAAAACAAACGGCAGGUCAAGUGUAUCUGGGUCGGUCCUCGCCUCAAGGAGGAGAAGGAGCUCGUGCUGUACCCGAACAAGGACGGCACGGUGGCAGACCUUCUCGAGGAGGCGGCCAAACAGGUGCAGCUCGCUGACGGCGGCUCGGGCCAGCUGCGACUCCUGGAGAUCGUCGGACACAAGAUAGUCAGUGUGGUGAAGGAGUUUACACACCUGGAUACCCUGCCGGUCGGCUCGGCCAAGGUGUACCGGGUGGAGGAGACGCCGCGUGACGAACUCAAACUAGAGGAGGACGAGCUGCUCGUGCCGUGCGCCCACUUCCAGAAGGAGAUCUUCUCCACGUUCGGUGUGCCCUUCCUGCUCCGAGUCAAAGACGGAGAGCUGUUUUCGGCAGUCAAAGAGCGGAUACAGAAGAAACUCGAGGUUCCAGACAAAGAGUUUGAAAAGUAUCGGUUCGCACUAGUGUCUCAGGCGACGCACAAGUUUGUGCCAGAGGAGGCCGACUGGCACCUCAGUCUACAGGAUAUUCGGCCCAAGAUUGGCUCAGGCUCCUCGACUCUCUCCUGGCUGGGUCUGGAGCACAUGAACAAGACGCCAAAGCGCUCCCGAUACAACUACCUGGAGAAGGCCAUCAAGAUCUACAAUUGA
This is a messenger RNA of Amphibalanus amphitrite, 7732 nucleotides long. RefSeq lists its product as uncharacterized. Gene Ontology annotation, cellular component: cytosol; nucleus. Gene Ontology annotation, biological process: regulation of protein stability; protein deubiquitination. Lineage: Eukaryota; Metazoa; Arthropoda; Thecostraca; Balanomorpha; Balanidae. Bases 374 to 7732 code for a protein of 2452 amino acids. Gene Ontology annotation, molecular function: cysteine-type endopeptidase activity; cysteine-type deubiquitinase activity; protein binding. The record is from RefSeq and is a predicted model, not a curated record. The transcript has 47 exons.